Enterobius vermicularis (human pinworm) is the source of this 753-nucleotide messenger RNA. NCBI's taxonomy places the organism in Eukaryota, Metazoa, Nematoda, Chromadorea, Rhabditida, Oxyuridae. The record is from the annotation of a GenBank genome assembly.
AUGGGACUGACAGCAAGUAAGGGUCGAGACAAUGACGACCUCAUUGAUAAACUCAUUCAGCAGCGUUUGAUAAAAACCGAGAACGUGGAGAAGGCGAUGAGAUUGGUUGAUCGAGGUCGUUUUUUCUUACCGGGUGAUAUUGAGAUGGCUUAUAAGGAUAUUGCGUGGAGGACUGAGUUGGAAGGUCCAGUAAAACUACAUUUAUCAGCACCGUGUAUUUAUGCUAAUGCUUUGGAGUACUUGGAGCUGAAAGAAGGGAAUUCUUUUUUAAAUAUUGGUUCUGGAACCGGGUUUUUUAACACUAUUGUUGGUUAUCUCAUUGGCAGUACGGGUAUUAAUCACGGAAUUGAAAUUCAUGAGAGCCUCUGUGAUUACGCUCGUAAGAAAGUGGAGGACACAGUAAAACGUGCUGAAACUCAGUGUUUUGACUGGGCUCCACCAGAAUUUUCUUGUGGUAAUGGUUUAGCUCUAAGCCCUUCCCACUAUGGACAGUAUGAUCGUGUUUAUUGCGGUGCGUCUGUACCUGAUGAUAAACAUAUGCGGACCCUUUGGGAACUUUUGAAAGUUGGUGGCGUGUUGGUGAUGCCUUAUGACAAUCAGGUUUUACAAGUUGAAAUGAUUCUGUGGUUUAACAAAGCUUCUUUUUCAGCAGAUUUGUCAAUGUGUUUUUCUAUCGAGGAUACAGUAACUGUUCUUUCCUUUAGCUGCAGCAAGUACGCCGUUGUGACGAUGGUAACUUUGAAAAAGAGAUAA